Messenger RNA from Amoebophrya sp. A120, 6716 nucleotides. Lineage: Eukaryota; Dinophyceae; Syndiniales; Amoebophryaceae. The record is from the annotation of a GenBank genome assembly.
AGGGUCCCGUUUACUUUUGAAAAUUACGCUGAUACGUUGCGGAUCUACGCCCCGUUUAGUUUUUUACUCGGUUUGCUACGCAAACGCAUGCGCACCCCGGUACCUUCUUACUCACGUACUUUCGCCUUUGCUGUGCCUAGCCUAGGUAUCCUUUAAGUACAUUUUUUUUGGCUUUUUACUAUAUCAGGAAACAUCAAACGGCGCAUGAAAAAACGUCUGCCUGGCUACUGGUCAAUUCCACUGAGUGGAAAAACAACAAUGGCGUUACUAAUCUGCAAGUCGUUGUGCCUGGCGAGCACCCGCACAGCGAGGGCACGCCGGUGGACGGAAUUUGCAGGACCGAUGAAAAAUACGGUUUUUUGAUGAUUCACAUCCAGUAGAGAAGAGCUUUUUUUCAAGACACCACCACCCACGCCGUUCGCCAUGGCGUCCCCUUCGAAGAAGGUGUACGACCCAAAGGAGCUAGAGGACGAUCCCGACCUGCUCGAGUACGGAAAAUGGCUGGAUUUGCAGAAGAAAUCGCGGCAACCGGCGGUCCAGUUCGAAACGAAGGAGUACGGGCAAAUUGCGAGGUACUUCUCUAAUGGAUCAAGUUUGCAAUUUUGAGUCUUCUUUUACAUUUUUGACACAAAGUGGAUGUGCAUCUUGCAUGUUCUUGCUGAAGUAUAGAUGGGCCUCGACGUUCUUGAGAAUCAAAAUGAAAAUGAAAUCGUUCCGCCCUGAAAUAAAUUAUCCAACAGGCUGUGCAUGAUCCCCGUGAUGCACGGUGGCCCGGACCCGCCGAUUCGGGGCUACGACUACGAUCCGGAGAUCCACGCGGCACCCCCGCAGGACGAAAAUCCGUGGGAACUGGCGAGUCAGCUGCACUGCACGCAGGCGAUGGAAAACAUCCUGAACGCGCGUGGGGAGAACGAUUUCCUCAAGGAGCGGAAAAACGUGAUUUCGUUUCUGGGCGCGCCCGGCUGCGGGAAGUCCGUUUUGCUGAAACUUCUGCUCGCUACCAACCCAAAUCGGCGGGACGGCGAGGACGCCUGCCGCGUGGCCACGCAGUACUACCCGGUCCGGGAAGUGGAGAUGAAGAAGUUCAAAGUGAGGAGGUACUUGGAAGCGAAGAAAGGCCGACGCGGCCGCGGGUCCACGAGUAGUGCGUCGCCCUCGCCAAGCCCGACCGGAAGAGGGGGGCGGAGAGGGAGCGCUUCGCCGAGCGGAGGUGCGGCUGGGACGAACGAGAAUAAUUCCCUGAUGAACACGACUUCAAACACAGUUGCAGGAGGAGAACUAUUAAAUGGUUCAACAGCACCUUCCGCAGUAGAUCCGCAGUCGCCUACCAACGGCGCGGAGUCCACCUCCGGCCAGCAGGCCGCCGCGAGCCCGGAGAUGAUCUACGACAUUGAGGACAAAUUUUUCUUCUACCGACGGCAGUUUAACCGGUUCCGCGAGGCCAACGGCGACCACAUGCCGCCGCUGAAGAUGCCGCCGACGGAAGGGAUCCACUUUCACCACUGGAAGGAGCACGAGGUGCUGCUGCUGGACACCACGGGCAUGAACUUCUUCGGGGAAACGCCGGAGGAGCUAGCGGCCAUGGUGGAGACGACGACGAAGGAUUUCAAUGCGGAUCCCGGGAAGGAGAAGGCGACGAGGAAGCGGAGAAAAAAGAAAUCCACCUACUACGCCGAGGAGAAGGAGACCGAAACGGACAUUUGGGACGACAGCUACAAGAACUUCCUGCCGCCCCUGCUCUAUGGGUUGAGCGGCAUCUUGGUUCUCUGCGUCCCCUACGAGUGCGACUACGUGGACUUCGUGGAGAACACGUUGCGCGCCAUCAUCGCCAAGGUGCGCAACGCGCCCCGGCCGGCGUUGGUGCUCGUGCGGAUCCGGAAGAAAAGGAAGGAAGACGACAUGCGGGACGAGGCAGCGGAGCAGGAGAAUUUCGACAAGAAGAGGCUCGCCGAACAACGGCGGCGGGACCGGAAGUUGCAGCGCGAGACGAAGCGCAUGAAUCUCGACAGUUUGAUGGGCGGCACGACCACGAGCAUGGUGACGACGUUGGAUGGCGGGCUGACGCUGAAUUUACCGCUCGACCAAGGCGACGACGACGAGGACCUGGAGGAGAAUCCGCAGAUGCCCGACGGCAUGCCCAACGCGGUCGGGGCUGCGGUGAAGGAACCAGCAGACGCUCAGGGGGAGCGGCCCGGCACGAAAGAGUCCUCGGCCGGCGGCGACAGUUUACUACUGCCGCCUUUAAGUCACAGCACCGGCACCGGGACCAGGCCGGGCACGACGGACAACGCACUUGUACCGGAUAAAGGCGAUACUGCAGCCGCGGGGGAAGGGGAGGUAGGUGUAGCGGUCGCAGAGAAAGCCGAUGGUGUAAAUGAAGCAGAUGCUGAACAAAAUCAACCAGGAACAAACGAACCCAGCAGAGACAACCUCCAGUCGGGUAUAAUUUCCAAGCGUGAGCAACUCGAAGAGGAGGAAGAAGAGGAGGAGGAGGAGGGCGGCAGGAGACAUAAGUACAAAGCGAGCACCUCCUUCAUGGAUGAGUUCGACGACGAGGACGAGCAGCAGCAGAAUAAAAGCUCGUCGUCCGAGGCGUUUUUCACGGACAUGGACGAGCCGGUGGAUACAAGCAAGUCCACCUCGAUUCUGGAAGAAGAUUUCCUGGACCCGACGAAACUCGACGAGAUGCUCGGCGAGAAGGCGGAGCUUCCCUACAUAAAGGGCGAGCAGUUCGACUUUUACACCACCGACACGCCGGACGAGCUGAAGAGGUUUCAGCUGUACUUCCACAGCAUCCGCAUUUUCACCAUGGAUUCCUAUCCCGGGCUCACGUUCGAGAAAAGCAGGCGGUUCAUCAAGCAGCUGCAAAUCCUGCGAAAUUACUUGUUCGACCUCCAAGACUCUAUGAACGAGCUGAAACAAGGACCCGCGGGCCGGUCGACGGUGCAGCAGGACGCGGAGUACAAAAUCUGCCUUCCGGUGUGGCACGGUCUGUCGAACUACCACGUUUUGUACCUGCUCAAGGUGCUCGUCGCCUGGAGUAAUCUGAAGUUCCCGCUCUACAUGGCCCUCGGGGCGGCGUACAUAACCGCCCACGUACCCAACGUGUCCGAUUUGCGCUUGGUAAACUUCCAAGUUAUGCGCGCGUUUGUGGCGGACUUGCUUUCGCCAAGGGGCGGCCGGGUGCAGGAAAGUCUAGAUUUGCGGUGGACAGCGGCAAUCUCGGCGAUUGCCAGGUAUGGUUAGUUGGAUUUUCAUUUCUUUCCCUUGUUUUCGCUAUACGUAUACAGGCGGGCGGUUCUUCAUUUUUGCACCUCCGCAUCUUCGAGAUCUUUUGAGUAACUAACUGAAAUUUCCAGGUACGUCGUGAAAAUGGGUUCCACGCUGCGCGAUCAAGACUACUGGCUACUGCAAAACGAGUUGAUGCAGUGGCUGCCAUGCUCCGCCACCUCAAAGCACCCAGAAACCGGCGAGAUCUCGACCUGCUCGCAGCCGCGUGCGUUGCACGGCCUGAUUCACCGCUGUGACCGGACCGGGUGCGUGUGGCCCGGCGAGUACCAGACGCCCAAGUGGACAUUCAACCCCAUCGAACAAGCCGUGGAACUUCUUGCAGCCUACGAGGCCGUCGUCCGGGCACCGGAGAAACUUUCGAUGACGGAAGCCAACAUGCCGGAACACGAGCGCCCGGACAAGAAGGACGAGGCCUUUUUCGAGCGCACGGCGAACACCGGCGGGUUUGACCUGUUCUCCGACCGGGUGAGCGACCAGUUCGGCCCGCCCUUUUGCGCGCUGUGCUUCAAGGUGAUGAUGCGCGACGAGGAAGUGCUCCGGGAGCUGAACCGCGACCGGAAUCGAGAAGCGCUGCUAGAAACCGCGUUGGACCGGAAAGACAAGAUUUUGGAGGAAAAGGAAAGGAAACGCAUCGAGCGGGAAGAGAAGAAGCGGAUCGCGAAGGAAGCGACGAGCAAAGUGAAGAAAAAGGGGUUGAUGGCCGGGAAGUUGCGGAAGGUCUUAAACCCGAGCGGCUUCCGAUCUGGGUCUCCUUCCUCACGCUCCCCUUCCCCCGGGAAGAGAGACUCCAAGGAUAGUGCCAACGACGCCGCUACGCCCGAGCCGAAGCGCAGGCCGGACCUGUCGCCGGACAGUCCGGAUUACAGUCCCGUGUGCCUGGAGGUCGACGACGAGGACAGUCUCUCACCCUACCAGCGAGGCCUGCGAGAAAGGGGUUUAAGGCGGACGAAUGAACGGAAGAAGGUGCUGAUGGCCCAGGGCUUCGGCGAGGCGGCCUACCCCGACUUGAAACGCAUCCUCGCCGAGCAGGAGGAAAAAGAGCGACAGCGGCAGGAGAUCGAGCGCCAGCGGCGCAUGGCGGCGGAGCGGGAAGAUCUGAAAGUGUCCGCCGGCCACAGACUCUUGAAGCAGCGAGCGAUUUCCCGCGAGCACAUGCGGCAGAAGUCGAAAGACGACGGCGCCUCGACCUCGGGUGUGUCCCGCGAGCGAUCCGCGUUCGGCUCCCCGAGCAAACAUCUGCAGGAGGAAGACGAUGCGAAAGUCGUUCCUCUGCCCGACAUCGCAGAAACCCUGAAAAACCACAAGUGGUACGUGGCAAAAGCGGGCAUGGCACGCGUGGAGCAGCGCGAGGGUGUGUGUGUAGAAAUGGACGCGCACCUGGGGACGAUAUUUGAGAAGGAGGGGUACGAAAAUGACUGCUUGGAGAAUAACGCAGCGAAUGAGAAGCCGUCCCCGAAGAAAUACCUCUCCGGUCUGACGCAAGUCGAAACCGCGCACAGCCCGUUAAGGAAACGAGACUACGAAGCCCGAUUGACUACAUACGACAAGGCCACGUAUUUGCGCGAUCACCACCGCACGGUGAGUGAGCGCUUCGCGGACAUAAUGAGCCGUCCGCCCGUGGUGCGGGACAACCGUGGCGCGCUGGUGGUUCCGAAAAAACUGGACGAAAAUUCCCUGGAAAGCGCUAUAAUAGCCGGUGUGGACACAGAAGCGAUCACGAGGGAGCAAUACAUGCGCGAGGCGCAGGUAAGACUAAAAGAGGGUGGUUAUUUUCACGGGUGAUUUGUGCAGCAGCCCAUAGAUACAGGAGCUUUUUGUUGAUGAAUUGAAACCGAAACGACGUUUUGAGCUUCUAGUGUCAGCGAAAAAAUUACUCUAUCUAUCAGAACGGCUUCGAUUCCGAGCAGCGGGAGUGGAUCGAGCAGACGUUUCGCAACACGAGUUCCCGGUACAUUCGCUUCUGCCCGGAUUGCUUCGGCGGGUACAAGCGGCACUACCGCCAGCGCGGCGUCCCGGAUCGAAACAAAUACGAAGAGAACUGGCAGCCGCCCGAGCGCGUGCCCGAGAUUUUCGAGCCGGUGCCCUUCCGCAAUGCCCGGGGCCACUUUUUCCGGCACCCGUACACCGGCGAGUUCGAGGCGUACUGCGAGCCCAACCCGAUCAAGAACAUCCCGAAAAUCCGCAUAAACUACCCCGAAACCCGGCCCUACCUGUACGAAAGGAAAGACAACAUCCACGAUUUAGUGAUUCCCGGGGGCAACAAGGAGCCCUUUCGGGUCACCAUGUACCAGGACCUGGCUAUUCCGCCAAUCUUGGUCGAGCAAGACCGCAAGUGCUGCGCGCUCUGCGGCAAGCGCGACGCAAAUUUCGCACUUGUGCAGCCCUGCUUCCACCGGUUUUGUCUCGAGUGUAUUCUCGACUGGACGGACUUCAACCACGACAUGUCGGAGUGCAUCGCGGAGUACGAACUACCUUUACCGUCCGGGACCUUUAUGGGCCGGCUCGCGGACGUGGACAAGCUCAAGCCGAAAAAGUGGUGCCCCGUGUGUCGGGAACACGUGCGGAAAGUGGUGUUGCUGGACGCCUUGCAGUACAGCAUCGGCGAUGGAAUCGUCGACAUCGAAGAUUGGGCGAAGGGACAAGGGUACCACUUUCUUAUGUCUGCCGGCAGAUCAUCAUCAUCUUGUAAAUUGCUUUUUCGGUCGGUUUUUCUAUUCGUAUGUUUUUUGGUAUUCGUUUUGAGCACGAAUCAAACACAAACUGUAUCAAAAAGACAAGAAGUACGCCAAUAACACAGGUACGUGCCCUACCCGGCGCGACCGCAACAGGAGCCGGAGCUCCGGCAGCACCUGGAGUAUCCCACCUUCCGCAACUCCGCGAGAAAAACGCAGUGGUUCUUCGAGCAGCACAAACGGGGCUACAUGUUCAUGCGAAAACUCAAGAUCAAGCGCAAGCACCACAAGCAGGUCACGGCAGCGGCCACAACGACCGGUGGGGACGACGCAGGCUCAGAAGAGGACGCGUAAAAACUAGAGUGUGCUGAAGCUGCACCAGCCGAACUCAACAAUCAUGGAAGUCAUGCUCAGGCUUUCGCGCACAAAGUUUUCACUUUUCAUCUAAAACUCACAAAAAUUGAGUGGUUUUUCCUUUCACUAAAGUACGUUUUUUCGCAAUGUUUUUCACUGCCUGCUCAAGACAAGGAGGCGCGAGCAGUAACUGAGGGCGAGUGAUUCACUUACACUAUUUGGCUAACUAGAAUUCAAAGGAGGUACGAAAGUUUUUUUCGUGUAACUACUACCCUUGAAAACGUUUUUGUCCACACGUAUUGCGCUCCCCCCAUCAUCUGUACUUUCCCUUUGACGAUGAUUCGCACUGUAUGUCAAGAUCUGGACCAAUUUAAGAAAUGCUUCCCGCAUCAUGCACAU